AUGUGUUUAAAACCAUUAGGAUUACGAUAUCCUUCCUGUAUUCUAGCUCGAAGUCACGGUUUCUAUCCCAUUAACAAAACCGCUAUCACACUCGAGGAUUUGGGUUUAUUUCACUAUCGUAGAGGAGAUGACAAUGGUGAAGGAACUUCUAAAAGAAAUAAGCAUAAUGUUACUUCACAAGUUCCACAGCCUUAUGAACCUAGCCAAAAACCAGAAGUUCCACAAGAACCACAACCUAAUGAACCUACUCAAAGAUUUUUAUUGAAAAACACAUUACCAUUUCGUGGUCAUGAUGAGUCGGAAAAUUCUAAAAAUAGAGGACUUUUCAUUAAAAUCUUAUCCUUGAUUAGAGAAGAUAAUGAGAGGAUUUUUAAUGUCACUUUAGAAAAUGCUCCAAAAAAUGAAAAGUUGACUUCUCCGACGAUUAAAAAAGGUAUUGCCAAUUGUUUUUCAAAAGAGAUAAUCAAAUCUAUUUGUGAUGAAAUUGAUAAAGAUGUGUUUGGUAUAUUAAUUGAUGAGUCCAAUGAUGUUUCUAAAAAAGAACAAACAACUAUAGUUUUGAGAUAUGUUGAUAGACCUCGGAUUGUAAAAGAAAGGUUUAUUGGAGUUGUUCAUGUGUUAGAUACAUUUUCUUUGACUCUUAAAGUCGCCAUCAAUUAUGUAUUUACCGGCAACAACUUGAGUAUGGCUCAGGUGAGGGGCAAGGUUAUGAUGGAGCAACUUCAGUUAGUGGUUGUGGCGGUAGCAAAGAAACAUGAUGAUGUUGAAGAAUUCUUUAAACAAUUAACUUUGGUGGUUACCGUGGUUUGUGGUUCUUGUAAGAGAAAAGAUAUGAUAUGGGAGAUUAAAAAUGUAAGAGUUAAAGCUGAAAUUGCUAUUGGUGAAACUGAAAACUGGAAGAGGACUGAAUCAAGAGAUUUCUCUUGCUUGAGCUGGAGAUACCAGAUGGGGUUCACAUUAUCAAACACUUGUAAGCUUGAUGAAUUUGUUUGCUGA
This is a messenger RNA of Lactuca saligna, 996 nucleotides long. The record is from the annotation of a GenBank genome assembly. Lineage: Eukaryota; Viridiplantae; Streptophyta; Magnoliopsida; Asterales; Asteraceae.